Gaeumannomyces tritici R3-111a-1 is the source of this 2688-nucleotide messenger RNA. RefSeq names its product MFS phospholipid transporter Git1. Gene Ontology annotation, molecular function: carboxylic acid transmembrane transporter activity. NCBI's taxonomy places the organism in Eukaryota, Fungi, Ascomycota, Sordariomycetes, Magnaporthales, Magnaporthaceae. The coding region runs from base 524 to 2089 and encodes 521 amino acids. The record is from RefSeq and is a predicted model, not a curated record. Gene Ontology annotation, biological process: carboxylic acid transport; transmembrane transport. Gene Ontology annotation, cellular component: plasma membrane. The transcript has 10 exons.
AACCAAGCCGGCAAUCCCAAAAGCUUGUUCUUUUGGGGGAGCAGCCGCCUUGGCCCGAACUUCACCUCCAUCCUUAUCCCCCCUCGGCGAGUCCGGCCCAAUUGCUCCUUGCGACGCAGCUCCAGCCCGUCGGCCUAUCAGAGCAUCUGGGCCUUCCCGGGUGACCUGACGCUGCAUGCGAGUGGGUGGUGGGCCCAGCCAUUUCUCUCCGAAAGAACAUGUGCGACUGUGGGUGUGCAUGGAUCCGUGUCACGACGAUAUCUCGACACGGGCUAGGACCCAAUUGCAGCUGUUGGCGGCAGCACAUGGAUGGGGAUGGGUGGGAUCGGCAUGAAAUGGCCUGCCUUCAAGCCCAGCCCCUGUUUCCGCAGUGGUCGGAUGGAAUGGUCUACUGUAGAUAAAAACCGCAAAGAAUCCCCCACCGUACCUACAUACAUGGCUCUGGGAUUACUCUGCCGUCUCUCCAAAAUUAUAGUCCUCCCUGCACCCUCGCCUCAAUUCCUUCCACUCCUCAUCCGCGACAAUGAGGGGGUUUGGACGCAAAAAGUCGGAGAACGAGUCGGUGGCGACGCCCGAAACCCCCAGUCAGCCUGCCGGGAACGACGCCGAGGUGGAUAUAGUACAGAGCCAGCCGUUCUGGACCGCCAUCAUGCCAGUAAUCGCAUGCGGCGCCGGCCUUUUCUCAGACGGCUAUAUCAACAAUGUUAUUGGCUCUGUGUCAACUGUCCUUGGGAAGCAGUAUGACUCUGUGUACACCGAUUCGAAUGCCAAAAAGAUUGUCAGCGCCAUAGCCUUUGCCGGAACUGUUGUUGGCCAACUUCUCUUUGGCUGGCUCUCGGACAACUGGUCGCGGCGCAACUCCCUUCUCGUAUCGACUAUCAUCCUGAUAGUCUUUACUGCGCUCGCUACCGGCUCUUACUGGUACGGAGAGGCCGCGGGCAUGUUCAGCAUGCUGACUGCCUGGCGCUUCUUUGUUGGGAUAGGAAUAGGAGGAGAGUACCCCGCAGGAAGCGUUGGCUGCGCCGAGUCGACAGGCGAGCUCAAGAGCGGGAGUCGCAAUAUGUGGUUUAUCUUGUUCACCAAUAGCAUGAUUGAUUGGGGCUUCGUGAUGGGUGCAUUUGUCCCGUACGUUGUCGCGGUCGCUGCCCAGAACACGUACCUAGAGACCAUUUGGCGUACCAGUCUGGGGAUAGGCGUUGUGUUCCCCUUGGUGCUGCUAGGGCUUCGAUUCCGGCUUCAAGAACCCGAAGAGUUUAAGCGAAACUCGAUGAAGCAUGCCAAGAUGCCAUAUUGGCUGGUCCUGAAGUUUUACGGCUGGCGGCUGUUGAUGGUUAGCUUGAUUUGGUUCAUAUACGACUUCCUCACCUAUGCUUUUGGCAUAUACUCAUCGGCGAUCCUGGCAAACAUCUUCCCUUCCGAUGCGCCCUUGACCGUCAUCUUUGGCUGGAACACGGUCAUCAACCUAUUUUACAUACCAGGGACGAUGCUCGGCGCCCCCCUGAGUGAUCUGAUUGGGCCUCGGUACGCCCUCGCCGCCGGAGUCACGGUGCAGGCUAUAAUCGGAUUCAUAAUGGCCGGCCUCUACCCCAGCCUCUCACAGCCGUCUACGGUUGGGGCUUUUGCAGUGGUUUACGGCAUCUUUCUCACCAUGGGCGAGCUUGGCCCAGGGAACAAUAUCGGGCUUUUGGCAGCAAAAACCUGCGCAACCGGAGUUCGUGGGCAAUACUACGGCAUAGCCGCGGCCGUCGGCAAGAUCGGCGCCUUCGUAGGCACCUACGUCUACCCGUACAUCGAGGCGGCGGGCGGCGGCGACAAGGCGGCGUCGGCCCAGUACCCCUUUUACGUCUCGUCCAGCCUGUGCGUCGUGUCGGCCGCGCUCGCCCUCUUCUGCCUGCCCGACGUCGGGCAGGACACCAUCACGCACGAGGACGCGCGCUUCCGCCAGUACCUCGAGAGCCAGGGCUACGACACGCGCCAGCUCGGGCUCAAGAAGGGUGAGAGCCUCGACGACGACGUCGCGGCCGACGACAAGGGCGCCGCAGCGACCGCCGCCCCGACGUCAAACGCAGUCGGUGCCACAAAGGCAUAGUGGGCUUCAUGUAGGUGGUCGCUGUCUGUGCGUGCCGGUAGAUGAUGGGGCAUGGUAGGGUGGAACAAUGAAGGGUGUAUUCAACGCUUGCGGCGGCGGCAUGUUCUCCAGUGGAGGUUGAAAUUCCGCGGGUGAUAUACCGACAUGAUGAGAAUUUUGGUGGGCUGCCUUGGUGAAGGAGCAGAUAUCAAAAUAUGAAGUCAUGAGAUAGCUAGUUGCGGAAGCUAUUUUGUAUUGAGUGUUAUGUCUGCACUUGCAGAGGAAGCUUGCUUUAAACUGGCAACCCAGCUUGGUCGCAAUAAUGUUCGUUCCUCUACAAGGGCCAAUUCGCUGCUGGGAUUCGACAUUUGGCACCCCGGUACCGAUAUCCCGUGAGGAUGGCGUACGGGAACUCAGCUCCCCUCGCGACAGCUGGUUGUAAGGGAGCGGGAGGAGAAAAGAAAGAAAAGGAGAAUCGGCACCGAACGGCAGCAGUAUGAUGGCGGACCCCAGUAAAGAAAGGACGUUGAGCUAGGGAACUCAGGUGGCAGCUUCGCGUUCUCUCAGUUAAAGACCCUGUGACCGCUUCACUUUUGGCCCAAUGUUCUCCAUCAUUUUAU